AUGGCUUUAGGAAAUGCCUCUUCAGUGAAAGAAUUUAUCCUGCUGGGCUUGACACAGCAACUGGAACUGCAGAUGCCUCUCUUCUUCCUCUUCUUGGGAAUCUAUGUGGUCUCUGUGGUGGGGAAUCUGGGCUUGAUUAUUCUGAUUGUUUUGAAUCCUCACCUGCACACCCCCAUGUACUACUUUCUCUUCAACCUUUCCUUCACAGAUCUCUGCUACUCCACUGUCAUAACCCCCAGAAUGCUGGUGGGUUUUGUGAAGCAGAACAUCAUCUCUCAUGCUGAGUGCAUGACUCAGCUCUUUUUCUUUGCCUUUUUUGUUAUUGAUGAAUGUUACAUUCUGACAGCAAUGGCCUAUGACAGAUAUGCUGCCAUCUGUAAGCCCCUGCUUUACCAGGUCACCAUGUCUCGCCAGGUCUGCCUCCUGAUGACAAUGGGUGUAUAUGUGAUGGGCUUUCUGGGUUCCAUGGCUCACAUAGUUUGCAUGCUGAGACUCGACUUUUGUAAUGGCAACAUCAUCAAUCACUAUGUAUGUGAUGUACUUCCUCUCCUUAAACUCUCCUGCACAAGCACCUUCAUCAAUGAGCUGGUAGUUUUCAUUGUUGUGGGUGUCAAUGUGAUAGUGCCUAGCCUGACUCUCUUUGUUUCUUAUACCUUGAUCCUUUCCAACAUCCUCAGCAUCCAUUCUGCAGAAGGUAGGUCAAAAGCCUUCAGUACCUGUGGCUCCCAUGUCAUAGCUGUUUCUCUUUUCUUUGGAGCUGCAGCAUUCAUGUAUCUUAAGCCUUCUAGUGCAUCUGUGGAUGAUGAUAAAGUAUCUACCAUCUUUUAUACCAUUGUUGGUCCAAUGCUGAACCCUUUUAUCUACAGUAUAAGGAAUAAGGAUGUCCACCUUGCACUGAGAAAAACGAUGAAAAGGAGUUUUACAUAA
This is a messenger RNA of Rattus norvegicus (Norway rat), 927 nucleotides long. RefSeq names its product olfactory receptor family 8 subfamily B member 37 (gene Or8b37). Gene Ontology annotation, cellular component: membrane; plasma membrane. The coding region runs from base 1 to 927 and encodes 308 amino acids. Gene Ontology annotation, molecular function: G protein-coupled receptor activity; olfactory receptor activity. Lineage: Eukaryota; Metazoa; Chordata; Mammalia; Rodentia; Muridae. Gene Ontology annotation, biological process: detection of chemical stimulus involved in sensory perception of smell; G protein-coupled receptor signaling pathway; signal transduction. The transcript has a single exon. The record is from RefSeq and is marked reviewed.